AUGUCAAGAGCUCUCGAUCCCAGGGUCAAGGAGGCUCUGAGAAUUGGAGAUCAUGUGCCUGUCUAUCAGUGUGUAGCAGACGUGCUCUCCACACGUGAUGCAGAGCUGCUUGACAUUGAAGUGUUAGGCCCAAGCCACGUACUCCUGAGAGAAACCUAUAUCCUUCACGAAGGCAAUGCGGUUGCAAUCCCAAAACUCAACAUACUACGGGCCUUUUUACCAGCAUACAAGACAUUCAAAGAGCAUAUCGGUGGCCAGCAUGUCAUGCCAGAAGAGCUCCUGCGAGCCACGUCCGUCAUUCUGCUUCUGGACCCAGAGCACAUGACGGCGGUCAAUGCCCGGAAACGAUAUAUACGACACGUGAAAGAGCAAAACCCACAGGAACUGGGUGAUGCUUUGGACGCGGAGCUCUAUCUCAUAGACAGUUUACUCACCAGUCGUCUGCACCGCCAUACAAAAUCGCCGACGCUUUGGGGCCACAGGCAAUGGAUCCUGGAGCUGUGCAUCGACAGGCAAAGGCCGGUGGACAGCCUAUUGACUGCCCUGGAGAAACUCAUAUUUGUCUCUGCGGAGAGACACCCGCGCAACUACUACGCAUGGUGCCACGCGCGAUACCUGCUCGGUCUGGCCAGUCGCAGAAGCCAAGGGCAAAGCACCGCAGACGGGGAUGCGCAAGGGCAGCAACAGCAGCCAGCCUCGGCAAACCCGGAGAAAAUCACACAGACGGUCAAGAAUUGGUGUUUUAGCCACCCCGACGACAUAUCUGGGUGGUCGUUUCUCACGGUGCUCGUGGAGCAGCAGCAGCAGCACCCGCAGGCGACGACGACGACGGCACCCGCGCUAUUCUCCGAGACACUUCAUCUCGCAGAGGCCUUUUCGUGGAGGGGCGAGUCGGUGUGGUACUUUUUGCGCAACAUGCUGCGGGGGAGCUGGAUCGGGGAGGGUGACGGAGAGGAAUUCGAGCGGGUGCUCAGGGCGGUGCAUGGCAGAGUCAAUGAGCCUGGGGAACUGGACAGGCAGAUCAUGGGCCGCAUGCUGGAGUGGACGAAGCUGUACGCUGAGCCCGGGGCGCUGAUCAGCGAGAACGUCGGCAGGUGA
Messenger RNA from Akanthomyces muscarius, 1098 nucleotides. RefSeq lists its product as uncharacterized. The transcript has a single exon. Gene Ontology annotation, molecular function: protein prenyltransferase activity. The record is from RefSeq and is a predicted model, not a curated record. Gene Ontology annotation, biological process: protein prenylation. Lineage: Eukaryota; Fungi; Ascomycota; Sordariomycetes; Hypocreales; Cordycipitaceae. Bases 1 to 1098 code for a protein of 365 amino acids. Gene Ontology annotation, cellular component: cytoplasm.